GCUCCCGGAGGGCCUCCAGGUGAGUGCCGGGAGGCGGUGGCUCUGAUUUUUCCGAGCCGGACUCCGCGCCUCUGCUCCCGGCGCUGCCACCUGACUACCUGGGGACAGGGACGGCUGUCUCGCUCGGACCUCCUCUGGGACCCGUUCGGAAAGGGUUCGCCGAACCAUGGAGGGCGCAGAGCUGGCGGGGAAGAUCCUUUCCACCUGGCUGACGCUGGUGCUCGGCCUCAUCCUCCUGCCCUCGGCCUUCGGAGUGUCUUUGGGCAUCUCCGAGAUCUAUAUGAAGAUCCUGGUGAAAACUUUAGAGUGGGCCACAUUACGAAUUGAAAGAGGAGUCCCAAAGGAGUCGGUUCUUAAAAACUCAGCUUCUGUUGGUAUUAUCCAAAGAGAUGAGUCACCCAUGGAAAAAGGGCUCUCUGGUCUGCGAGGAAGGGACUUUGAGCUGUCUGAUGCGUUUUAUUUCUCCAAGAAGGGAUUGGAAGCCAUUGUGGAAGAUGAAGUGACCCAGAGGUUCUCCUCCGAGGAGCUAGUAUCAUGGAAUCUCCUUACAAGGACCAAUAUAAAUUUCCAGUACAUCAGUCUGCGGCUCACCAUGGUGUGGGUGCUGGGUGUCAUAAUACGCUACUGUUUUCUACUACCCCUGAGGGUUACCUUGGCUUUCAUUGGGAUCAGUUUGUUGGUUAUUGGAACUACACUGGUUGGGCAGCUGCCGGACAGCAGCCUCAAAAACUGGUUGAGUGAACUAGUCCACCUGACUUGCUGCCGGAUCUGUGUGCGAGCCCUCUCUGGUACCAUUCAUUAUCAUAACAAGCAAUACAGACCACAAAAGGGAGGCAUUUGUGUUGCCAACCAUACCUCCCCAAUAGAUGUUUUGAUCUUGACAACAGAUGGAUGCUAUGCUAUGGUUGGCCAAGUUCAUGGUGGAUUGAUGGGAAUCAUUCAAAGAGCUAUGGUGAAGGCUUGCCCACAUGUCUGGUUUGAACGCUCAGAAAUGAAGGAUCGACACCUAGUUACUAAGAGACUGAGAGAACACAUUGCUGAUAAGAAAAAAUUACCCAUAUUAAUCUUUCCUGAAGGAACUUGCAUCAAUAAUACAUCAGUCAUGAUGUUUAAAAAAGGAAGCUUUGAAAUUGGAGGAACCAUACAUCCAGUUGCAAUUAAGUAUAACCCUCAGUUUGGUGAUGCAUUUUGGAACAGUAGUAAAUACAACAUGGUGAGCUACCUGCUUCGAAUGAUGACCAGCUGGGCCAUUGUCUGUGACGUAUGGUACAUGCCUCCCAUGACCAGAGAGGAAGGAGAAGAUGCGGUCCAAUUUGCUAAUAGGGUUAAGUCCGCUAUUGCUAGACAAGGCGGAUUGACUGAGCUUCCCUGGGAUGGCGGGCUGAAGAGAGCAAAGGUAAAGGACACUUUUAAGGAAGAGCAGCAGAAGAACUACAGCAAGAUGAUUGUGGGCAAUGGAUCUCUCAGCUCGGAAUCAGACUGAUUGUCACCCUGGACAUACAACUUGGUUUCCCUUAGAAAUGGAGUGUGUGUGUGUGUGUGUGUGUGUGUGUGUGUGUGUAGUUUUUUUUUUGAGGGGGGCUGUUGUUUUGUUUUAUUGUUUGUUUUUUAUUGUUAAUCUUUUCUACAGGAUGAUGGUUUCUACCUCUUUAUGCCAGAGGCAGAACCCAUGGAUACCCUAUUGUUGUUGUGAUAGCAUUAGCCUCCUGAAUUGUAAGGUAGUUGACUGAGUUUAAACAGAUUCUGCCUUUUGUAAAAGAUUGUCACUGUUGAUUGAAUGUUGAUUGAUAUAUUUGUGUAAGAGAAAAUGCUUCUAAACCACUUUGGAACUCUUUGUGUUUGGAACUCGUUGAUAUGGUAAUUCUCAAAAAAUACCCCAAACUUUUUUUUUCAUGAUUAGCUUUCUCAUGCCCUUCCCUCCCACUCCCUGCAGUCACUUAAACAGUGGGAUUACACCUCUGUUAUCAUCAUGGGUGGUUAUGUUCUCCUGCUUUGUUGAAAAGAAAAAUGGAGGACAGUAUUUAGGAGAAGGGAUAACUCUGUGGCCAUCUGAUCUGAAAGCUGAAAGGAAAUGUUAAUGUUUUUUACUAGCGUGUUAGGAGAGAAAUACCAUUUGGUGAGCUUUACCAAAGAAGUGAGUCCAAGUUCCUGUGUGAGUGCAUUUAUUUAUAUGUAGGCAAGUUGCGAAUAAAUACAUUUAGCCAGCAACUGGUGAUACGGUUUUUAGUUUUCCUUGUUUGUGUGCUAAAGAUCUGUACCUAGUGCCUCUCCCAUCUACUGUAACCAAACCCAUUUCAAAUAGGAGGAGCCUUUUACAACAACACAAAAAUCACAUUGAUUAUAUUUAUCGGAAGUAUGAAUGAGUGAAGUGUAUGGCGCUGCCCCUUACCCUCCACUGCUUUGUAGUUUCUUUUAGAACUUUCCCCGUUUCUUAAACAGAAAAAUAA
Hipposideros armiger (great roundleaf bat) is the source of this 2447-nucleotide messenger RNA. It is a transcript of the gene GPAT3, whose product is annotated as glycerol-3-phosphate acyltransferase 3. The transcript has 13 exons. Gene Ontology annotation, biological process: triglyceride biosynthetic process. Gene Ontology annotation, cellular component: endoplasmic reticulum. Bases 167 to 1483 code for a protein of 438 amino acids. The record is from RefSeq and is a predicted model, not a curated record. Lineage: Eukaryota; Metazoa; Chordata; Mammalia; Chiroptera; Hipposideridae. Gene Ontology annotation, molecular function: glycerol-3-phosphate O-acyltransferase activity.